Messenger RNA from Somion occarium, 1127 nucleotides. The record is from the annotation of a GenBank genome assembly. Lineage: Eukaryota; Fungi; Basidiomycota; Agaricomycetes; Polyporales; Cerrenaceae.
ACGGAAAGAAUAUGUCGAGUCCGCAGCAUCUUUCCUCUGUAUGACUGCCAGUCAAAGUACCCACAACCAGAGAUUGGAGGACUCUGAAUGCCAACCUCGCACCAUUGUUUGAUUGGAUAUGUGCGACGAUGGCCUUCUACAAAGUUUAAACAAGCUCAAACACGAUGCAGACUUCGACGUUGCAUUGCUAGCACAAAGCGCAUCGACUGCCAUCGCUUGCCGCACUAUCCAAGAUCUCCACAUCAGCGGAAGCAAUCCAUCCAACAAUAAGCAACAAAAGGCUCCAGUUGAAUGGAAACCAGGUGCAUUCAGAGUUCUCCGUCUCUUGCUGCUCAAUCACAAUUCAGGGGCUGGGGGCGAAAAUACCACUCAUUCUCAUUUCGAUUUAAAGGGCAGUUCAAUUGAGGAAUCAGUCAAUGACCACAAAAAUCACAACAAGGAAGACUUCCCGGCGAAGAUGAUGGUGUACGAUGCUUCUCUGGCAGCCCUCAAUCAAUUCAUUGACUUCAUGACGAUGCCUGGCGGACAUGCAAUGUCCAAUUCUGAAGUCGAGCUGGUCUCUGAAGUUGUAUUCAUUGCUUUGGAUCCGUGGAUAAAUCCCAAGCCCGAAGAUCAGUCUGUACACGUAGAAGCUACGGUCAAGGCUGACACAACAUUGAAUCGCUACAUUAGAGAAAAGACAAAGGACCAGUUUUCGUAUUUCGUCGGCAAAAUGUUUCCCAAGGCGAACGUCAGUGAUGGUACACCACCUACGCAGCCACCAUCAAAAUCUCCCUAUCUCAACACCGACACAAGUAAACUUCUCAAGGACGUAUGCAAGUGGUUGGACAUAAGUUUACAUGACGAUAAUAUGUACAACCCCGCCCCUAAGAGCACUUCGAGCUGAGUAUUUAGUGGGCCCUAGGUCACAAUAUCCCCAAUAUUGCAUAUUUAUUUCCAUCCUUGGGAUUGCUAUGAUAUUAUGAAUAGUAGGAUGCUUGAUAGUACUCAAUAUGAUCAAGUUACAUUACAGAAGUGACUGCUUUCUUUAACGUGUUACGUACGAUGCCAUAUGUUCUAGACUUACGUGCGGUCUCAGAGAAAAUGUUCAUUCAGGACAGUAUUUAGAACAAAGUUACAGGUGAGAC